Molecule: messenger RNA, 1418 nt
Organism: Leptopilina boulardi
Lineage: Eukaryota; Metazoa; Arthropoda; Insecta; Hymenoptera; Figitidae
Exons: 2
Source: RefSeq, a predicted model, not a curated record
AUGCUCAAUCCUGAUAAUUUUUCAAUCGAUUCUGACAAUGGAAUGGACAACAAUAUCGACGAAAAUAGCCACUCCGACGUAUAUAAUGACUCUGUUGAUGAUAACAUGAGUGAUGGUGACGAUCUACAUUUUGAUACAGCGUCCAAUGUAACAUCAAACGAUUUGCCAAGUUAUUCUUCUGAUACUAAUUAUGAUGAAUCAGGAAAUUCAUCAGAAUUAUUAGAUGAUUCCUUCGAGCUAUCAGAUAGUGAAUCUUAUGCAUCAGAUGCCAAUGAAUCACUAAGCGAUGAUGGCACUAACGAUUUUGGACCAGAAAAUAAUGAGAUACCAGUAAAUGAAGAUCCACCCUUAUUUCCAGGAUGCCCACUCACUUUCUCCGAAAGUUUAUUAAGUAUUCUUUCCUUGACAUUGCGACACACCAUAACAGGAGUAUUACUGGCUUCAAUACUACAAUUAGUUCAUUUACAUUGUCCAGAACCAAAUCAUUGCGUGGAAUCGAUUUAUAUGUUUAAAAAAUAUUUUGAACACUUAAAAAGCCCCGUAAGCAAACAUUUCUAUUGCUCUAAUUGCUUACAAAAUCUUAAUGAAAAAACUGACCAAUGUCCUAAUUGCGAGAAUUCAAAACAAAAUUAUUUUAUGACUAUUUCGAUCAUUUCUCAAUUAAGAGCUUUAUACGAGAGACGUGGCUUUCGCGAAAAAUUGAAUUACCGCUACAAUCGAGUUAAAUUAAAUCCACAAAAUAUAGAAGACAUUUAUGACGGCAAAAUUUACCAAGAAUUAAGUGCGGAUGGAAAAAUACUAUCUGAUCCAAAUAACAUAUCAUUUUCGUGGUAUACAGAUGGCGUAACGGUUUUUAAGUCUUCAAAAUUUUCGUUUUGGCCAAUAUAUUUAGUGAUCAAUGAACUUCCUUAUUCUGAGCGAUUUAAAAAAGAAAAUCUGAUUUUGGCCGGAAUUUGGUUCGAUGAUAAAAAACCUGAUGCCAAUUUAUUUCUAUUACCCCUUUAUAAUGAAGUACAAGAGCUAAAAAAUGGAGUUGUCUUUGAAAUUGAUGAUCAAAAUCUACCUGUCAAUGUAAAGGGCAUAAUUAUUUGUGGCACUUGUGACCUCCCAGCCAAAGCUCUAUUUUUGAAUAUGAUUCAGUACAAUGGCAAAUUUGGAUGUCACAAAUGUAAACAGGAAGGGGCGAGAAUUGGGAAGAUUCAAAUUUAUCCGUAUCUGAAAAAUCUGUCUUUGCGCACAGAAAGUGAAACUGCAAGUCAAGCUGAUAGGGUGAAUAAAGGUCCAAUUUGUGGAGUAAAAGGGCCAACAGUACUUGCAUUAUUGGUGUAUAAAUGGAUAACAACCACUGCGUUAGAUGCGAUGCAUUGUGUAUUUGAAGGGGUUAUGAGAAUGCUUUUAAAAUUAUGGUUCGAUCCGAA